UUCGAAAAUCUCAAGUAAAGAAAACCAAAGACAAUCCUUAAAACAUAUCCAAUAAAUAUGUUUCUUUAGAUCAACAUCAUGAUCCAUAUAUAUAUAUAGUUUAAUCAGGGUUUUUUUGAGGUCUUUUCUUUUACAGAAAUCAUCUAGCGAAGUUAAGAGAAUGGGGUUAGGAGACAUUGGAGCAAGUCUUCCUCCUGGGUUUAGGUUUUAUCCAAGUGAUGAGGAGUUAGUAUGUUAUUAUUUGUACAAAAAGAUCACAAAUGAAGAAGAAGCUUUGAAGGGUACUUUGGUUGAAAUUGAUUUGCAUACUUGUGAGCCAUGGCAGCUUCCGGAAGUGGCAAAGGUAAAUGGGAAGGAAUGGUAUUUUUUCAGCUUUAGGGAUAGAAAAUAUGGAAGAGGAGAGAGAGCAAAUCGUGCAACAAUACAUGGAUACUGGAAAGCAACUGGAAAAGAUAGAAUCGUUAUCAAUCCCAACCUUGGUGGUGAAGUCAUGGGUAUGAGAAAAACUUUGGUCUUUUAUAGAAACAGAGCUCCCUAUGGAAUCAAAACUAGUUGGAUUAUGCAUGAAUUUCGUAUUCAAAACCCUCGUUUCCCCCCAAAGGAGGACUGGGUUUUGUGCAAAGUUUUUCAUAAGAGCAGGUGCAAUAACGAGACUACCAUGGACAUAACAGAGAUCAAUCGGGUGUCCAAGACGGUCCCACUCGCCUCCGCUUCAUCGUCCUUGUGUUCACCAUCGAGUUACAUCCAGUUUACGCCUGCAGUGGACACCAAUAAGCUGCCAUGGAAAAACAACAUUAUAAGUAAUAACGUGGAAGAAGUAGGUGGAGGUUUUAAGUUAAAUGGAGUUGAUCAUCGUGAAUAUUCAACCAUACAACAAAUGAAGUUUGAGAUUGAGGAUAGCAUCCAAAAUGACUUCAUCCCUUUUGACUAUUUUACUGCUUGAUGAUAAAUAAAACACACACAGUACGUACUUUAUGUAAUCAAUCAUUCAAAGUGAAGAGAAGAAAAACAAGGAAUCCCUCAAAAGUUUGAUUGAUUAUCUGCUGUUGUAAAAUAGUGUUUGAUUAGUAAGUUUUACUUUGUUUUAUGUUUUGUAAUAUUUUUAUUUGGAGUCAUUCGUUCAAAUUGUUCCAUUGUAUUAAAGGUCAUAUAGGUUAAUCAACGUAAUAUACAUAUAUAUAUAUUUCAAUAAAGUCAUGAUCCAAACAUGCAUCAUUUGGAA
Molecule: messenger RNA, 1222 nt
Organism: Cucumis sativus (cucumber)
Lineage: Eukaryota; Viridiplantae; Streptophyta; Magnoliopsida; Cucurbitales; Cucurbitaceae
Product: NAC domain-containing protein 21/22
Exons: 3
Coding region: 161-943 (260 amino acids)
Biological process (GO): regulation of DNA-templated transcription
Molecular function (GO): DNA binding
Source: RefSeq, a predicted model, not a curated record